Molecule: messenger RNA, 773 nt
Organism: Helicoverpa armigera (cotton bollworm)
Lineage: Eukaryota; Metazoa; Arthropoda; Insecta; Lepidoptera; Noctuidae
Gene: Osi22
Exons: 2
Coding region: 50-526 (158 amino acids)
Source: RefSeq, a predicted model, not a curated record
GGUGAGUGGGGCGCGCUUGCUCAGCUGCACUGGCCAAACAACCGGCAGCAUGGACGCACCGCGCCCGAUGCGGAUUCUGUGCCUUCUCGCGCUGUUCCACGUAGCUAGCUCGGCGCUGGCGCAUGAUGUGCCCAAACACGUGGACGACCAAAAGCUUGAGGUGUACGACGGUGUUUAUGUGACCAUACCAAAGGAUAAUGAUUCCGGACGGUUGUUUUCCGUCGAAUUGGAUACUGACAGGAGCGUGGUUGAAGGUCGUGGCAAGAAGAAAAAUAUAAUGCAGAGAAUCCUACCGAUGUUUAUUUUGCCUUUCGUCCUACAAUCGGCGAUUAUGCCCCUUGUAAUGGGCAUGCUAAAGUUCAUGCUGGUGAAGUCAUUCCUGGUUGGAAAGUUGGCGCUAACGCUCAUAAUGAUCAACGCCUUCAAGAAUCACAAUUCCUUCAAGGGAAGAGACGCUGAAAUGGCCAGUGCACAUUAUGGUUACCAUGACAACGGGAUAGAACACUACACUUCAUACUUAAAUUGAUAAAUCAAGAUUAUUAAGAUGAAAAUCUUAUUGGAAUGGCGUAAAACAUAGGAAUGGCUGUUUUUUCAGUUAGACGUGUUAAUUGCGCGUAGGUACAGUUAAAUCGAAUGUGAAUAGGUAUAUGAUUAAUUGUAAACAUAUAAAAAAAUCAUAUUAAUAUUUUAUUAAAAGUCCAGAUAGUGUUCGAUAUGAAUAAGUUUUUUUAACAAAUUCGUUUUUAUUGAUAUCAGAUCAAAAACUUCAACUU